This is a messenger RNA of Rotaria sp. Silwood1, 291 nucleotides long. Lineage: Eukaryota; Metazoa; Rotifera; Eurotatoria; Philodinida; Philodinidae. The record is from the annotation of a GenBank genome assembly.
AUGCUCACAUCCACAUCCCUAGUUUAUCCAUUACCUAAUCGAAUAGUUGAUCGAUUUUGUUUACAAAUCCUACCUGAAAUUCAUAAUAAAAUCGAAUGGCUUAAUGUUGAAUCAUUUUCAAUGGAACAUAUUCUUCUUGCUACAAACUAUCCCAAUUUAUAUGAACUUGGUUUAUACAAUAUCCAAAUAGAAAAGGAUAUGCAUCUUUUUUCCGAUGAAACUCUUUUCAGUUGUAUCGUGAAAAAUCAAAUUUCAUCACUUGUUAUCGAUAUGAAUGCAAAUAGGGAAUAA